This is a messenger RNA of Ostertagia ostertagi, 858 nucleotides long. The record is from the annotation of a GenBank genome assembly. Lineage: Eukaryota; Metazoa; Nematoda; Chromadorea; Rhabditida; Trichostrongylidae.
AUGACUGGCCAAAAAAAGGAAAUCCCACGACUCCUUACACCUAAGUCGAAACUGCGACUUGGAUCGUGGAACGUGCGGACCGCCUUUCACUGCGGUCAGAAAGAAAUCAUCGCAAGGGAGUUGAGCAAGUGCCGGGUUACUGUUGCAGCUUUAUCCGAACUGAGGAUCAGCGGCUGUGGAACGACAAGAGUGCAGGUUCCUGCUACGGACGAUUGGAUGACACUGUACUACUCUGGCGGUCAAGAACAUCGUGAUGGUGUUGGGUUCAUGCUCAAUAGCCACGCAUCAAAAUGCGUCGUGUCGUUUCAACCCAUCUCGCCGAGAAUAGCAGUGAUCACUUUGGGCGGAACCGUCAAGUCGCACAUAGUGAGCGUAUACGCUCCGACGGAACCGAGCGACGACGGUAUGAAGGACGAAUUCUAUAUGCAGCUCCAAGACGUGCUGGACAGCAUUCCCAGAAGAGAUCUCGUUAUCGUCACAGGCGAUCUGAACGCUAGAACUGGCGCGCCGACAGAACCGGAUGGGAACCUGUGUGGGCCGAUUUGGCGUAGAGACAGCAUGUCAUCGCUAAAGGAUGUGCGUGCAAUGAGAGGCCCGGAUUGCGGAUCAGAUCACUACCUACUACGAGCAGUCGUGCAGCUCCGCCUACAGUGUGCUAAGCGAGGUAAACGCCAACCGAAAGUAGACUGGGAGCAACUUUAUGAAGCUGGAGGUGAAGCAAGGCUUCCAAAUUGCACUGUCAAAUCAGUUUGCUGCGUUCACGGAAGUGGGAACGGUGGACGAGGAAGAACGGCAGACUGCAAAAGUCAUUACCGAAUGUGCUACACAACUGUGCCCAGUUUUGCGCCGACGGACUAA